UUGUACGAGAGUGUGUAUUUGUGUGUGUGCGUUUUGGCCGUUGUUGUUUACAACCUGAAAUUUUCCAUAAAAAUUUCCGCAAAGUUGAAAAUUUUCCAAAAUUUACAUUUUUUCCUGGACCGUAAAAAGGUGUAAUUUUGACAGUUUGGAGAGGGAGUUUUCAGUGGAAACGUAACGCGGAUAGAUGGGGGUCAUCCCCAACCAAAGCUGCAUCGCAUUCGCAUAACGUUCAGCAAGUCGAAAGAUUAGUUGUGCCGCCCACGAAAAACGGCCUACGAAGAAAAAAGAGUAAAAUAAAGUUUAAGGUGACGAAACGACACAAACGUGGAAUAGAGUGCGCGGAACAUCCGUCAAAUCGGGUUUGACGGAAGCAAAGGAAACAAAACAAAACCGCGAACGUGGAUAGCAGAGCCAUCAAAGAGAAAUUUGUUAUCCAGCCAUCGAUCGCCACGAACGACCAAAAAUAAUUGCCAAACUCAGCUUAAUCAAAUUUCCCGCCUAAAAACGCGUAAAACCUAACCACGAACCCGACGAAAUCGCAAACGAAACAGAAGAAAUUAAAAAAUUACAGCUGCCGCCCCGCCACCUAGCGUUGACUAGUUUAAAGUGCUACAGCAUUGUUUUGAAAGCUUAGUUGCGGAGAAAUGACUAAAAGUGGCACCUUUUGUGUGUGAAUUUGUGUCUGUGUGUGUGCAACAAAGGAAAGUUUUCAGCUAAAAGUGAAAUUUAAAUCGUCUAGGUCUAGCUGGUGCACGUUUGUAAUUAAUUAACAAUACCCGUGACUUGUGGAGGCACUCGCUGUAGACGCGCAGAACACAAUGCCAAGCGUGGUGACGCCAUCUUGAGCCCUCGAAACACAAUGCUCGAUCCGGAACUGUACGGUGGCAGCGGAGUGGACCAUCACCACUUCAAGAACCACCACCACCGGCACUACCACGGCGGGAUCGCCGUCGGCGGAGGUCACCACCACCACCGGCACACCCCGAGUGCCUCCUCGUCCGGAGAUCGCAAGUCCUCGUCGCGAUCCUCGCCCCGGUCACACUUUCACCAGCACGGCGAAGGCGAGAAGCUCCGUUACCAGAAUGCGUUCAGCUCGGGGGGUUCGGGAGCGUCCGGCGAGGGUUACUUCCGGUACUACCCGCACCAGCACAGCAGCUACUACGACCUCAGUGAAAAGCUGGACAGUCUGAACCUCAAGUCGGAAGGAGAGGGUGGUGAGCGGCGAAGAAACGACAGCAACAACAACCACAAUCACGGGCACAGUCACGGGCAUAACCACAGCCGGAGUGCGGAGAGGAGUAGCGUUAGUGUGAGCGUUAGCAACGGGAGUAGUGAGCACGGUGGGGGAGGAGGGAGUAGUAGAACUAGUGACGGAAGUGGUAGCAAGAAGAAGACGACGGUGGUGUACGUGGGGGAUGGGAGGAGCCGGGUGAGGAGGGUGGUGAGAACGCAGACCCGGCAUAUUACGGUGGUGAGCUACUCGGGCCGGAAGCGGGAGUCGGAGACGCACACGCAGCAUCAUGCGACGGUGUUGAGUUUUCCACAAAAGAUCGAUCGUCCAUCCCAGAUUUACUCGACACACCAUCAUCAUCCCGGUAGUGGUAGUGGUAUCCUGUCGGCCAGUGGUGCCAGCACCAGCAGCAAUGCCAGCAGUAGCCUCUGCGGAGGUUCGGCGGCGGCGGCCGUUGUUGCCAACAACGGUACCGGAGGGUACGUGUACCUGCCCCAGACGACGACCCAGCAGCACUAUGUGCAGCCCCAGCAGCUGGCGUACCAUCAUCACCACCAGCCCAACAGUUACCACCACAGCCAGCUCGGUGGCGGCCACCAGACGGCCAUGGCCACCCCGACGCUGCACAAAAAGGGCUCGAUCCGGAGUAAUGGCGAAGUGCUCAAGCGGACCCGCGGUCAGAAUGCGUAUGAGCUGUCGCAGGAUCUGUUGGACAAGCAGAUCGAACUGUUGGAGCGCAAAUACGGCGGUGUCAAGGCACGCCACGCCGCCCUCACAAUCCAGCGCGCGUUCCGGCACUACACGAUGGUGAAGAAGUUCGCGUCGAUCACGGCGAUGGCCAAGGCGGAGAAGCGCAUGAGCCGGCGGGUUCAGCACCAGCAGCACCAGGCCGAGCUGGAGAUGAUGCAGCAGCAGCAAGGCCAUCUAGCGGAGGAAGGACAACUGUACGAGGACGGUAGCCUGGUUGGAGGAGCGGGAGGCGUUGGCGGCGGUCAGCGUGUUUGUGCCACAAUCUCCGCCACCCCGCCGGGAACGCUGCACCACCGGGUCACCCCGGUCCGGUCAAUGUCCCUGCGCGAGCGUCGUCUGGACUCGAGCCCGAUUCCGCGCAGCCAGUCCGGAAAUGCCAGCCCUGCCCCACCCGCCACCGCCUCCGCCAACAGUUCCUGGACGCAGGGCCAGAUGUGCACGACGGUUCCCUCGUCCGGGGGCGGCCAACAGCAGCAGCCGUACUCACAUCCCCAUGUAAAUAUUCUGCACCAGCAGCAGCAGGCACAAGCUUACUACGCCGCCGCGGGUGGCCAGGGCCAGAUUCUGCCGUCAACGUACCAAAGCAGCCAAUACGGAUCGCAGGAUCUGAACGUGAGCGGUGGCAGUUCCGUCCUCGAUUCGACCAUUUCGUCGAUGAAUCUGUCGUGGAAUUCGACCGGCGGACAACCGAUCGUGGCCACCGCCGGCGGUUUGCCACACGGGCACUGUCCGUACACGCCGCACUACACGGCGGCGCAGAUUUACAUGCGUCCGCGUGGCAUCGGAAUUGGCAGCUCCGGCGGAAGUUCCGGAUCGGCGGCGAGCAGUUGUAGCGCGAGCCGCAAAGUGCCACCGGAAGUACCAAAGAGGACGUCCAGCAUAACGUCCGCCCAGCACACGCCGAACCGCUCGUUGAGGCCAAACGGGUUGUGUAAAACGGCGGAGAAUGGUUCGCUCAGUUCGGUUCAAUCUUCCGGCAGCGAUUCGUCGGCUUCGGCGGAGCGAAUGCAGGGCGUGGAGAUCGGUUCCGAUCGGUCCAGUUCGCCCCAGUGGAAGCGAAAGGGACCGGGCAGCAGCAGUGGAAGCGCCAGCGGAAUUCAAAUCAACGCCCAAAGUCCGGACCAUCUGAUUGGGGCCACGGUCACGGCGGGUGUCGUCGGAUCCGCAGGAAGUGCCAACGUCACCAUCAGCAGCAUCGAGAACGAAUGUCUCAGCUCGCACACGAGCGCCGCCCAGUACUCGAUGGAGCAGCACGACCAAAUUGUCCACACGCCCACCAGCUACAAGGUCUCGGAGACGAUCCGGAAGCGACAGUACCGCGUGGGCCUAAAUCUCUUCAACAAAAAGCCCGAACGCGGCAUCACCUACCUUAUCCGGAAGGGCUUCCUCGAAAACACCCCCCAGGGCGUGGCCCGGUUCCUCAUCUCGCGCAAGGGUCUCUCCCGGCAGAUGAUCGGCGAGUACCUCGGCAACCUGCAGAACCCCUUCAACAUGGCCGUCCUCGACUGCUUCGCCGGCGAGCUGGAUCUCUCCGGCAUGCAGGUGGACGUGGCCCUGCGCAAGUUCCAAGGCUACUUCCGGAUGCCGGGCGAAGCCCAAAAAAUCGAACGCCUCAUGGAGGUCUUCUCGACGCGCUACUGCCAGUGCAACAGCGACAUCGUGGCCCGGCUCCGCUCCCACGACACCGUCUUCGUGCUCGCCUUUGCCAUCAUCAUGCUCAACACGGACCUGCACACGCCGAACCUGAAACCCGAACGCCGGAUGCGGGCCGACGACUUCAUCAAGAACCUUCGAGGCAUCGACGACUGCGGCGACAUCGAUCGGGACAUGCUGACCGGAAUCUACGAGCGUGUCAAGGCGAACGAGUUCAAGCCCGGCUCCGAUCACGUCACCCAGGUCAUGAAGGUCCAGGCGACGAUCGUGGGCAAGAAACCGAACCUGGCGCUGCCCCACCGUCGACUGGUGUGCUACUGUCGGUUGUACGAAAUUCCGGACAUUAACAAGAAGGAGCGGCCGGGCGUGCACCAGCGCGAGGUGUUCCUGUUCAACGAUCUGCUCGUGAUAACCAAGAUCUUCAGCAAGAAGAAGAGCUCCGUCACGUACACGUUCCGGAAUAGCUAUCCGCUGUGCGGAAUGGUCGUCACGCUGCUCGAUGUUCCAAACUACCCGUACUGCAUCCGGCUCUCGCAGAAAGUCGACGGCAAGGUGCUGGUCACGUUCAACGCGCGCAACGAGCACGACCGCUGCAAGUUCGCCGAGGACCUGCGCGAAUCCAUCAGCGAGAUGGACGAGAUGGAAACGCUGCGCAUCGAGGCCGAACUCGAGCGGCAAAAGUCGGCGCGCGGGGGCCAACGCAGCACCAACAGCGAAAACCGCGACAGCGGCGUCGCGGACGUCGAGGUCGGCCAGUUCCAUCCCAGUGCCGGCGGUGGGGGACUCCAAGGUAGCGGUUCGGUCGGCGUCGGAGGCGUCGGCGGCGGCGGAGUUUCGCCCAGCGACUGCGGAAUUGCACACACACAUAGCGAAGCACAGUUGAAGCGAAGCGCGCUUAGCAAUUCACUCUUAGAUAUGCACGAACAAUUCGGCAAUGAGAAGCCCCAACGGCGCGGUAGUGUUGGCUCGCUCGACAGUGGAAUGUCGAUCUCAUUUCAAUCCACCUCGGCGAGCACCGGCUCCCGUAGCGACAUCAAGGUGAACCGGAUGCUCUCGCACAGCAACACUUCCGGCCAGAUCAUCAUGCAUGCCGGCCAGCAUCCCACCGCCCUGAUGGGCGCCAUCUAUCACCAGCAAAUCCUGCAACAGCACCCGCAACAUCCGCAGCCACCGCCGACGCAGCCAGUCGUGAUGACGACGCAACCGCCACCACCACAGAACGUGGUGGUGACGCAGCCACCGCAGCAGCUCGCAACCGGAGCGAUACGGCGCGAGCGGAAACUGUCGCGACCGGAGGAGGGCGCCACCAUGGCGGCGGCGGCGGCUGCGUCCGCUCCCGGCAGUGGCGCCAACUAUGGGCGCUCCACCGAAGUUUAAGGUGUAAAUAUAUAGCAGAGACACACAAACCAAAAUUGUUUAGUCCUGUUUCAGUAGGUGUUUUCGCUCCCACCCCGAAAUAUCCAGCGUUUCUGUCGAGGUUAAGUCGCGCAAAAAAAUAUACACACAAACGCGCAGUUCAAAGUUUGACAAAUUUAUUCAUUGAAAUUAAAAAAAAAAAUUGUGCACCCCUGAUUGUUGCAAGCGAUUGUUUGAUUUAAAUUUAAAAAAAAUCACAAAUUCGUAAAUGAAAAAAAUAUAUCUAAAUUUGAGCAAGCUAGAACCAAAAAACCAGAUUUUGAAAUGAAUUCAAAAAUUCUAGAAUGGAAAUUUCAAAAAAAGAUCAUCAUCUCAAAAAUUUUAGAAUUAAGAAAUUUCAAAAACAAUUCAAGCUAAAAAAAAUAAUGAAAAAUAAACUCAAAACAUAAAAAAAUAUAAAUUUUUCGUUGCAAAAAUUCAAAGACCAAAAUUGAUGGAUUAAAAUGCAAAAACCAAAUUUUCAUAUAUGUAUUGAGAAAUUACAAAACCUCAAAAAAAACUAAAAAACUAGAAAUUCGUUGUUUGAAAAAAUUUAUUAAAAAAAGAAUCACAAGAAAAUAAUAAAAAAAAAUCUAUGCUUAAAAAAUGAAUUUCAUGAAUUUUUAAAAUCAUAAAAGCUUACAAAAAAUUAAAAACAAAUAAGAUUACAGAAAUUUAAAUUGAAAAAAAAUAAAUUUCAAAAUUUUAAACCCUGAAUAAAGAAAUUCUUUCCAACAACUUCAAAAUUAAAGUGUUUGAAAAAGGAAUUUAAAAAACUCGGAUUUUUUUCUUCUUUGAAACAAUUUUCAAAACUCAAAAAUGAAGGUAUAAAAUUUUUAAACAAACAUAAAUGGAAAUUUGACUCUUAAUAAUUUAUAUUAAAAUACGAAAUUUUGGAAAAUUAGAAAAAAUCCAACAUCAAUAGUCAAAACUAAAGAUUCUAAAAAAAUUAAAUCAGUCCAAAAAGAAUAUUUUAAAACUAAAAAUUAAAAAAAUUAGGAAAUUAAAAUUAAAAAAAAAACUCAAAAAUUCCAAAAUUAUUGAUUAAAACCAGAAAAUGAAUACCAAAAUUUAAACUAAUAUAUUUUAAACAAAAGAUGCGACAAAAAUUUGGAAAAUUUUGAAAUUUUACAAAAAUAAAGUCAAAAAUUAAAAAAAAAUUGAAACUUUAAAAACUAAAAACAAUUAUAAGAAAUUAAAUAAAACAAAUUUUAAAAUUAAAAAAAUACAAAGCAAGAUAUUUUUUUAUUAAUUUUUAUUUUUUUCACAAUUUGACCUAAAUACAAAAUCUGAUUUUUUGGCAUAUGUUUUUCCAAAUUUUUAUUCCCUAAACUUUAAGAUAACUUUUAAGAUUCUAGAAUUACAUAGACUUAAAAAAUUUAAAAAAUAUAAAAAGACUUAAAAAAUAUAAAAUUCAAUCAUUAAAAAACUAAGAGGUGGUCUUUAUUUCAAUUUGUACCCGUUCUGUUAAAAAAUGUGAAAUUGAAAUUUGAAAAAUUAGAAAAUUCCAAAAGAGUCAAAAAAUUAAAAAAAAUUUAAAACUUAUAAAUUCAUAUUUUUUUGAAAUUCAUAUAUAAAAUGAAACUAAAUUUUUAAAAUCAAAAAUUCAUCUAUUAUUAGUAUAAAUCCAAAAAAUAAAUACAAAAUUUGAAACAAAAAUAUUUAAAAAAAAAAUUGAAAUUUAAAAAAUUCUGAGUUUUUAAGUUGAAGUAUUAAAAGUAAAAAUAAUUAAAACUAUAAACACAAGAUCUAGAGUUUUUUUUAAUAGGUCCUAUAAACAUAUGAAACACAAAGGCUUAUAGGACCUUUUCAAAUUAAAAAAAUAUUUUUUUUAUAAAAAGCUAAAUACAUUUUAAUUCAUUUUUAACAUUCGUUGUUUGUGUCGAAAAAUAUGAUAUUUUUAAAUUGGAAAAAAAUCGAAAAUUUUAGAAAUAAUAGUCAAAAAUUUAAGAGAUUUUAAAACUUAUGGAGUCAGAUAUAAUGUAACAAAAAAUUUAAAUUAAAAAAAUAUAAUAAAAAAAACUCAAAAAUUUAAAACACAGAUAUUAAAAAAAAUCCAAAAUUUAAAAAAUUAUAAAAGAAAAUCUGAAAUCUAAAAAUAAUUAAACCUAUAGAUUUGAAAUAUUGAAAAAAGAAAAAAAUGGAUCAAUUUCCAAAAUUUAUGAAUUGUUAUCUCCUUAUUUUUUUUUAUUCUGGAAGAAAUAUCGAUAAAUAAUUAAUUUAAAAAAAAAAACAAAAAAAUCAAUCAGUUGUUUUUAGGUUUUGAAAUUUGAAAAUUCAAAUAUUUAAAAAUAAAAAAAAUCAUAGUUUGAAAAUGAAAUAUUUAUUACAGUUUUUUUGAAAUUUUUUGAACUUAAGUAUGUGUAAUUUUGGAUUAUUUUUGAUACUAGUUUUUUUGUGUGAAAUUAAAUUUUCAAGAAUUAUGUAUUCUAGACUUUUUUUAUUUUGAAAAUAGGAAAAUAAUACUUUUUGGAGUGUUUGCUAUAUUUUACUUCAAAAAUUUUAGAGAACCCGACUACUACAAAAAAUGCUAGUGGAAAACGAUCGCAAUCUAACGAUCGCUUGCAAUAAUCAGGGUGGCAAUCACAUUCACACGCAACAGCUAAGACACAAACCCGAAAAGGAAGCAAUAGCAAAGCGGGCGCGGACGUCGACGACGAUCAGAAUUGUGUGCGUGCGCACAUGUGUAAAUAUAGAUUUGGCGUAAAUUCGCAUCAAUUCAGAUUAAAAAGCCCUCCUCCCGGAAGAAAAACCAAAAACAGGCAUUCACACACACACACAAGUUAUCACACACGAAAACAAUGACAAACUAAUCUAUAUUUGUGGGUAAAACAAUAAGUACAUAAAAAAUAUAUACAUUAAAAAUAUAUUAAUUUAACUUGGACACACUUGAAGCAGAAAAAAAUAUUACAACCACAACAAACAAAAAUGGGUAAAAUGCCAAUCGAGACACGUUCACACACACAAUUGAUGGUGGAUUUAUUUUUGUAUUAUAUUAACCUUCUAAGAAAAAGAAAAACAAGCAAGAUUUACCACUACAAACUGCGUAUCGUAAAUCGUAAGUAAUUCAAGCAGCAGCAUCAUACAAAUUCGAGGUAAACUUUUGUGGUUAUUACGUUCUAUGUACUAUUUGGGAAGUUGUUUUUUAUUUGUGUAAAGCAUGAGCAAACGUAUAAUAAAACAAUAAUUGGUAAACUCUUUCAACUAAAACAAAGCAAAAAAAAUGGAUUUGCGUGGAUUUGACACGGAAUGCAGCAAGAAAAAGAAAAAAAGAUAUGGCGGAUAAGGCAUUAAUGCGAAUAAGUGUAGGCUAGGGUCAAUGCGCGAGUGUGUGCUGGUUUAAGGCAAAAGAGAGAGAAAGAGAAGGAAAAAAGGAAAGGUGAAAGCAGAAAAAAUAAUCUAGUCCUGUUUGAUAAACGUAGUAAUUCGACUAUUAAUCGAGAAAAGCGAGCAAGUGAAAAGAAGAAAACAAAAAUCGUGAAAGAAUUAAUAUAUUCGUAAAUGGUAAGCAGAAUUUAAACAAAUCAAUAGAAACAAAAAAAAAAUCAUUCAAAUCGAGUUUACAAAAUUCCAUACACAGAAAACAAAAAAAAAUAGAUUCAGAGUUAAAGAGUAAAAUAAAGAAAUAAAAAAAAGUUACAAGUAAAAAAAACCAAAACUAAAUCAGUCGAAAGAUGUGUACUCCAUUAAAUACCAUUGAUGAUACACCGAUCAGCGUCGUCCCUCAACCUCCCGUUGUUCCCCCGUGCCCUCCCAUUUUACGAAGAAAUCAACUCUCAGUAUGUGGUUUAGCAAAGUAAAAAGAAAACACAAAAACACACAAAUGUCAUGUCCUGCGAAAGGCACUUGUCACUGCUGGAGCAAGGAGAAGAGGAAGAAGGAGAAGAAACAUUGAAAACUAUUCCCAUAAACCAGAACAAUAAAUAUUUGAAAAAUGCGAAA
Culex pipiens pallens (northern house mosquito) is the source of this 8971-nucleotide messenger RNA. It is a transcript of the gene siz, whose product is annotated as IQ motif and SEC7 domain-containing protein 1. The record is from RefSeq and is a predicted model, not a curated record. Lineage: Eukaryota; Metazoa; Arthropoda; Insecta; Diptera; Culicidae. Gene Ontology annotation, biological process: regulation of ARF protein signal transduction; actin cytoskeleton organization. Gene Ontology annotation, molecular function: guanyl-nucleotide exchange factor activity; protein binding. Bases 860 to 5011 code for a protein of 1383 amino acids. The transcript is spliced from 7 exons.